GGAGGAGGAGGAGGAGGAGGAGGAGGAGGCGGCUCAGGGCAAUCGAGAAGCGAGCCGGAGCGCGGGGCGCGAGUCGAGGAGCCCAGCCGAGCCGCCGCCGCCUCCCCGCCUUCAGUGAGAGCCCCGGCCGGGGGCUCGCCACAACGCGCCCGGGCCUGCCUCGGCGUCAGGCCCCGCGGGCAGUGCCAGGCAGCCAGGGGGAGGGCGAGCGAGUGAGCGCCGGGAGGAGGCGGCCGGAGCAAGCGGGCGCCGCGCGUGUGGCGUGAGGGGAAGCCGCUGGCCGCCCCCUUGGCCGUCCCUUCGCUCCCCCUCCCCGCUCCCCGCCCCGACCGCGGAGGGCACCAUGUCUGCGCCGACGGCCAAAGCCAGUAAAAAGGAGCUCAACUCCAAUCACGACGGGGCCGACGAGACCUCAGAAAAAGAACAGCAAGAAGCAAUUGAACAUAUUGAUGAAGUACAAAAUGAAAUAGACAGACUUAAUGAACAAGCCAGUGAGGAAAUUUUGAAAGUAGAACAAAAAUAUAACAAACUCCGCCAACCAUUUUUUCAGAAGAGGUCAGAAUUGAUCGCCAAAAUCCCAAAUUUUUGGGUAACAACAUUUGUCAACCAUCCACAAGUGUCUGCACUGCUUGGGGAGGAAGAUGAGGAGGCUCUGCAUUAUUUGACCAGAGUUGAAGUGACAGAAUUUGAAGACAUUAAAUCAGGUUACAGAAUAGACUUUUAUUUUGAUGAAAAUCCUUACUUUGAAAAUAAAGUUCUCUCCAAAGAAUUUCAUCUGAAUGAGAGUGGUGACCCGUCUUCAAAGUCCACCGAAAUCAAAUGGAAAUCUGGAAAGGAUUUGACAAAACGCUCAAGUCAAACGCAGAAUAAGGCCAGCAGGAAGAGGCAGCACGAAGAGCCAGAGAGCUUCUUUACCUGGUUUACCGACCAUUCUGACGCAGGUGCUGACGAGUUAGGAGAGGUCAUCAAAGAUGAUAUUUGGCCAAAUCCCUUGCAGUACUAUUUGGUUCCUGAUAUGGAUGAUGAAGAAGGAGAGGCAGAAGAUGAUGAUGAUGAUGACGAAGAGGAGGAAGGGUUGGAAGAUAUUGAUGAAGAAGGAGAUGAAGAUGAAGGUGAAGAAGACGACGAUGAGGAUGAAGGGGAGGAAGGAGAGGAGGAUGAAGGCGAGGAUGACUAGCACAGAAGAUUGAUGGAUUCCAACCUUCUUUUUUAUUUUCUUUUUAUUUUUUAAUUUUCUUCAGUCCCUGGGAGCAAGUUGGUCCUUUCCCCCCUGUCCCUCUGUGCUCAGUCGCCCUGUUUUUGAGGUCUCAACAUCAUGGUUCUCAACUAAUUUGGGGGAAAAUAUCUUGAGCAAAAUACAACAGGAAAAGAAUCUCCAUGUUUCUGUUCUAAAUUAAUUUUUAUCCUUUCUUGUCUCAAAUUUGUGGAUUCAACACCACCACCAUGCUCUGUGGGAAAGAAGAAAAGCCCGCCAGUUCUCUAGCUCUGCUGGAGGCCGGAGGGUGCUAGGCCCUGUGUAGUAGUGCAUAGAAUUCUAGCUUAUUUCUUUUCUCUGUAUAUUGGGCUCAGAGAUUACACUGUGUCUCUAUGUGAAUACAGACAGUUAGCAUUUACCAACAUG
This is a messenger RNA of Mastomys coucha (southern multimammate mouse), 1621 nucleotides long. RefSeq names its product SET nuclear proto-oncogene (gene Set). Gene Ontology annotation, biological process: nucleosome assembly. NCBI's taxonomy places the organism in Eukaryota, Metazoa, Chordata, Mammalia, Rodentia, Muridae. Gene Ontology annotation, cellular component: chromatin; nucleus. The transcript has 8 exons. The coding region runs from base 344 to 1177 and encodes 277 amino acids. The record is from RefSeq and is a predicted model, not a curated record. Gene Ontology annotation, molecular function: chromatin binding; histone binding.